UAGCUGUAGUGAUCUGCUAGACUCGUCCGAAGGUAACCGAGCCUAUUCCUUGAAAUUGGGACCAGCGUCACUUCCAGUGUAUUGUCACAUGAGCAGUCUUGGAGCAUGCGGGGGUGGUGGAUGGACGCUGGUUAUGAAAAUAGAUGGCACCAAGAGAACCUUCCAUUAUGAUUCCGAGUAUUGGAGCGACAAAAAUUCCUUCAACUUACCAGGAGGAAAAACUGGGUUUGACUCGCAAGAGACCAAGUUACCGACAUACUGGAAUACACCUUUCUCCAAGAUCUGUCUUGGUAUGAAGAUUGACCACCAGCUCAACUUUAUUGUCAUUAACAGAGAGGCUGAAUCUUUGUACUCACUGAUUGCUGAUGGAAACUACCGCAACACCUCAUUGGCCCGUGACACCUGGAAGGCGCUGAUUGGCUCCCAAGCUUCCUUGCAGUUUUGCUGUGACAUAGAGGGCUUUAAUUCUGACGGUGGUGAUGCAAAAACAAGAAUUGGUAUCGUUUGUAAUGAGUGUUGCAAUGCAGACUGCGGCUUUCAUGAUUCAAGAAUUGGGUUUGGAGCGGGUGGGAUAGAUGAUUCCCACACGUGUGGAAACUUAGCUUAUUGGACACCCGAUAAUGGUGACAAAAACAUCACAGCCAUGGGAUACAUUUUCAUCCAGUAAUCAAAAGCACGUUGAUGGAAGGAAGCCCGCCUGAAAAUAACCCAUUUUUAGCACAUAUACUUCCUUUUCA
This is a messenger RNA of Pocillopora verrucosa, 737 nucleotides long. NCBI's taxonomy places the organism in Eukaryota, Metazoa, Cnidaria, Anthozoa, Scleractinia, Pocilloporidae. The record is from RefSeq and is a predicted model, not a curated record.